Panicum virgatum (switchgrass) is the source of this 1547-nucleotide messenger RNA. RefSeq names its product RING-H2 finger protein ATL79-like. The coding region runs from base 587 to 1189 and encodes 200 amino acids. The record is from RefSeq and is a predicted model, not a curated record. The transcript has a single exon. Lineage: Eukaryota; Viridiplantae; Streptophyta; Magnoliopsida; Poales; Poaceae.
GGCCUCUAGCUACCCGGCCCAUUCUUCCUCCCUGUUGCAGAUUCCUUCAGUCGUUCUUCAGUCAUUUUGCAUCCGACUAGCUUUCAUUCAGGAUAGUUACAGAUGCAGUUGCAUGCAUGGUCAAUGUGAAAUACAAAGGUUCCAAAUACAAAUACUGCACAUGUAUCCAUUAGUCAGCCAGUCGAGGAAUAUCAGUUAAGCAGAUCCAGUUCAGGGCAGCGAGGCCGCCUCCUCUCCUGGUGCCGUGAUGUGUCAUGUGUGAAGCUAGAGGCAAGCGGUUAGGAAAAGUUGCAACAGCCCACAUGUAAAAGGCUGCGCGCCACAUCACCCUAGCAGCUCGUCACCUCCCUCCCUGCGCCGUCCAAAUCACCACUCCCUUGCUACUUUCACCUGCACCACUACAUACACCAGUUAGGCAGUCACCGUGGGCAUGGGGAGGAAAGGAAGCAAGAAGCAAGAAGCAAGAAGCAAGAAGCCAUGGUCAUCCAUAUAAAGGUCUGCUGGUAUCACUAGCAGCACAGCACUGCACCACCAUCCAUCACUCACACUAGGGACCGACCGAUCGGAUUCACAGCACACGCAGGCCAUGGCCAUGGCGCCGCAGGGUCAGGAGCACGACCACGAGCAGCCGCAUGGCCAGCGCCCGGCGCCCACCAACCUGAACCACCCCGCCGCGCCGGGCAGCACCAUCGCCACCAACCGCUGGGGCCCCUACUCGGGCGCCGGCGACUUCGCCAGCAACAUGGCCGUCAUCCUCGCCGCCCUGCUCGCCGCGCUGGCGCUCGCCCUCGCGCUCAACGCCGCCGUGCGCUACGUGCUCCGGCGCAGCCGCCGAGCCCGUCGCGCGGCCGGCGGCGCGACGGUGGCGGACCCGGAGAAGGCGGCCGUGGAGGCGCCCCCGCCCCCGCCGCUGCCCCCGGCCCUGGUGUACUCGGCGGCCGGGACGAAGCUAGCGGGCGCGGCGGCGGAGUGCGCCAUCUGCCUGGCGGAGUUCGUGGACGGGGACGCCGUGCGCGUGAUGCCGGCGUGCGGCCACGGCUUCCACGCGCGCUGCAUCGAGCGCUGGCUCGCGUUGGGACGCCGCUCGUCCUGUCCCACGUGCCGGGCGCCGCUGGCCGCCGCCGCAGCCGAGACUGGAGCCAGGGCCCAGGCCGAGGCCGCCGCAGCUGUCGCAUCGCCAUCAUCUUGAUGCUCCCAGUCCCAUGGCUUGCCUGAAUAUAAGUACUUUCGUAGCAGCUUGGCGACCCUGAUCCUGUUUGAUCUAAUGUUCUUGGCAGGCGUUGCUUCUUCUUUCUUUCCUUUUUCCUUCCUUUUGCUACUGUAAUAUAUGUAAGAGUAUAUGUAAAUAUUUAUCCCAGUAGAUCAGAGGAGAGUAGAGCAGAGACAGGGAAUUCAUGAAGUGGAGGCAUGAUGAUUUCGUUUGAUGCCUUGUGAAUGCUUGGUGUUUUUUUUUUUCAAUUAGUCAAUCUAGCUAGCAGUUUCUUCUCUUGUUCCUCUGUUCUGUUACCAUCUCUUACUGGGAGUACUUGGUUUGAUUAGAGCAGGCA